Messenger RNA from Xenopus tropicalis (tropical clawed frog), 1000 nucleotides. RefSeq lists its product as uncharacterized. Bases 135 to 902 code for a protein of 255 amino acids. The transcript is spliced from 6 exons. Lineage: Eukaryota; Metazoa; Chordata; Amphibia; Anura; Pipidae. The record is from RefSeq and is marked predicted.
AUCGCCACAAGUGCCACUGCCUUAAGGGGCUGCACUCUCGUCAUGUGACGCGGCAGUCGCACAGCCCAGGUAAAGAAGCUCCCAGCGAUUGGCUAUAGAAGUCGGCGCGGCUUCUGACUGGGAUCGCUGUAAGCAUGUUGCUGCCGCUGUUUGCCUGCCUUGGGCUGAGUGUCGGGAUUCAGUGGGUUCUGUGGGUUGUAGCCGCGCUGCUUCACACGGAGAAGUUUUAUGACUUGGCUGGCAGUGGAACUUUCAUCCUUUUGGCACAUCUCAGCCUGCAAUGGACAGGAGCAAGAUAUUUGCGGCAACAGAUCCAGACAGGGUUGAUCACAAUAUGGGGUGUAAGACUUGGUACAUUUUUGUUCCUGAGAAUUUUGCGUGAUGGCCAUGACAGGCGAUUCAAUGGCGUGCGUGAUAACCCCAGAACGUUCCUCAUUUACUGGACAAUGCAAGGUAUUUGGAUAUUUGUAACACUUCUGCCAUCUCUGAUGUUAAAUCUGGAAAAGCGAGACAAGCCACUGGGACUGCGUGAUUUUUUGGGUUGGUCGCUAUGGACAGUUGGGUUUAUAACGCAGGCGACUGCAGAUCAACAGAAGUGGAGCUUUAGAAGUGACCCUGACAACAUGGGUACAUUUAUUCAGAGUGGUCUGUGGGCAUACAGCCGCCACCCAAACUACCUUGGAGAGAUCUUGCAGUGGAGUGGGCUCUUCCUUUCUGCUUCCACUGUUCUGAGUGGUUUCCAACUUGUGAGCAUUAUAUCUCCAGUUUUUGUGUGGUUCUUGCUCAGUUAUGUGAGUGGAAUACCAAUUCUUGAGAGGCAAGCCUUGAAAAGAUGGGGCAGUGAAGCAGCUUACCAAAGUUAUGUCCAACGGACCCCUGUGCUCUGGCCUUUUAAGUUUUAAUUUUUCAAAAACUCUAAUUUAGAGGCCAAUUUACAAAGGAUCUUUAUUUUUGUUUGGGGUGAAAUUUGUUUCUGCUGAAAUAAAGAAUGUGUGUUUAA